AUCGCGCCGGGUACCCGCCCUCCCCGGGCUCGCCCCUUCUCCACGCUCCGUAUUCCCCCCUCCCGGGCACGCCCCCCUUUGCUCCAGGUGCCCACCCUCCUGUCGCCCACUGAGUCUGCUGCUGGGAAUGGCCCCGCGGGUCCGGGUACCGGGCCUUUUCUGGUCUCCCUGGGUAACACACCCCCCUCUCAGAUUUUGAGUAUGGGCUCUCGCCUCUCCUGGCUUGUGUGCGCCUCCUACUCUGGGUACCGACUCUCUCCUGACCCUUAGGUCUGGCUUCCCACCCUUCCAUGACCUCCCCUGAGUGUGACCAUAGGCAUGGCUGUUUCCAGGUUGGGCCAUCCCUGGGGAUAGCUCCCUGGCUCAGAAUACCCACUUUCCCCUGCCCUCUCUGGACACAGCCCACAGACUCUAGGUGCUGAUUCUCUCUGGCCCUCUGGGUCUGGGUACAUCCUUCCCUGAGCAUGCACCUAAGCAAGGCUCAGGAGGCUGGGUAUCAACCCCCUCUGUCCCACUGCAUCUGUGUUCUGACCCGCCCCUGCCCUGAGCACAUACUUUGGCAUGAUUCAUCUGAUCCAUGUACUGAUUCUCCCCUGCUUUCAGUGUAUACCUGACUAAGGCCCACCAGUUCCACGUACUGAAUCCGUCAUGCCGUACACAUGCACCGUAGCCCUGUGCAAGGGUCAGAUGAUUCAGGCAUUGACCCCUCUGCAAGCCCGGCAGGUCUAGGAUGGAAAAAUAAAUGCAUCAAUAAGGAAGGGUUUGAAAACUACACAGAAAUUCUACUGCUGUCCUAUUGAAGGCUGCCCCAGAGGACCAAACAGACCGUUUUCCCAAUUUUCGCUUGUAAAACAGCACUUUAUGAAAAUGCAUGCUGAAAAGAAGCACAAAUGUGAUAAAUGUAGCAACUCGUAUGGCACAGAGUGGGACUUGAAACGACACAUAGAAGACUGUGGCAAGACUUUCCAGUGUACUUGUGGAUGCCCUUAUGCCAGCAGGACAGCAUUACUAUCUCAUGUUUACAGAACUGGCCAUGAGGUCCCUGCAGAGCAUAGGGAUCCACCUAGUAAGAAAAGGAAAAUGUGCACUGAAGUUUCCCAUCGGCAGUUGGCAGAGAAAACGAGUGAAGCAUUCAUCAAUGCACGACGCACCAGUAGUACUUGCACUCGGGAACUGGAAUCAUCAGAGAUUAAACUAAUGGCCCCCUUUGAAGGCUCUUGCAGUUCUAAUAUCAGUAAGCAAACUCUCUCACAGCCAAAGUGUACACCGAAGAUGCUUUUGCCAAAGCCUAAAGUGGCUUUGGUUAAACUUCCAGUAAUGCAGUUUGCUCACUUGCCUGUUUUUGUGUCAGCAACUAAUUCCUCUGUCAAACCUGUUGUAGUGACUGUUGACAAUCAAGGCUCUGUUGUGAGUACUGUUCACUUAUUACCUCAGUCUAUUGGAAUUCUGAUACCAGCACUGGAGGCUGAAGCACUUGUAUUUAAAGACACAGUGCCUGUUUCAAAAAUGGCAAAUUCUGGUGAUGUUGAGCCGAUUGGCACCAGUGUCCAAGUCAACUUGGAUAAGGCAACAUCAAACAAUACAGAACAAGAGCUGGAGAGUGUGCGUCACAAGAAUAAAAUCUCUUCAAUAAAUGUACAAACUGAUUUGUCUUACAUUUCACAGAACUUUGGGCCAGCUGCAGCCUGGACUCCUGAUUCUUCGGUAUCUUCUUGCUCUCAGACAGACCUAACAUUCAGUUCACAGGUUUCACUACCAAUCAGUGUUCAGACUCAGACACUGUUGCCCAGUUCUAAACUGACUUCCUCCAUUGCUGCCCAGACUGAUGCUUUUGUUCAGGCUUGUUUCCAGUCAUGUGGUGUUUCUAGAGAGACUCAAACCAAUAGAACACAGAACUCUGUUGAUGGGAGAGUACAAAUGGAUCAGGCUGUAAUGUGCAGUGACAUUUUUGGCGAUGUUCAUUCAGCUUACAAUGUUUCAACCCAGAUUGGGCUCCCAGAAAACAAUUUAAUGGCUACAAACAUGGAUCAAAGCUUGCUACAAAGAAGUAACUGCAAGACCCUGAGUCAGGAAACACUGAAAUCUGAACCCAUUAUCAACUUCAAUACACAGACUAAUGUACUCCCUCAGCAAAAUAUGACCGAUAAUCAAACCCAGACAAUGGACUUACUAAGUGACCUGGAAAACAUCUUCUCAGGUAACAUGACUGGCCAGACAUUGGAUAAUCGAGGUCUUCUGUCUGACACAGGCUCUGGUGCUGACACACACCUGCCAUCUGGCCCAACACAGAGCACAGCAAUAGACUUUGACAUUGAAGAGUUCUUUUCAGCCUCCAAUAUUCAAACUCAAACUGAGGAGAGUGAACUUGGUAAUCUGAAUUCGGAGCCAGUCUUGGAAUCGCUGGACAUUGAAACCCAGACUGAUUUAUUUUUUUCAGACAGUGCCACUCAGUCCUAUAGCUGCAAAGGAAAUUCUAACUUCUUAGGUUUGGAAAUGUUUGAUACCCAGACACAGACAGACCUAAAUUCUUUCUUAGACAGUAGCACCCACUUGCCUUUGGGAAGUAUUCUGAAGCAGUCUAGCUUCUCCAUGAGCACUGACUCAUCAGAUACUGAGACCCAGACAGAAUUACACUCUGCUGCUAAAAAUAUACCUAGUCAAAAUAUAGAAAAUAAAGUCCAGCUGAACAGUGCUGAAACACAGACUAUGGAUAGCUGUUUUGAGACCCUGGGAAGCCUAUUCCUUACCAGCAAUGAGACACAGACAGCUAUGGAUGACUUUCUGAUGGCUGACUUGGCCUGGAAUACAAUGGAGUCACAGUUCAGUUCAGUAGAAACACAGACAUGUGCAGAAUUGUGUUCCUUGGUUUGUCAAAAGUUUGGAACAAGCCAUUGAGGGAUACUUAAUAAAAUUGUUUUCCUUAUGGUUUGAAACUAAGUUAUUAGGGUGUGGAAGGGGAGAAAGGACUGACCAAGCUACCUACAUUUGAAUGUAGCUGUCCACAUGCAUUGGUCUAAAAAAAACCUUUUCAUGCAUAAGGUACUUCAGCUGUUCACUGUGUGCAUAAAUGUGUACAUAUUUGUAACCUGUUAAUGUAACUUUUAAAGUGAAUGUUCUCAUGGUGCCUACCAUUGUUGGUUGAUCUGUGUCUCAAAACUGUCAGCAUGUCCCUGGAACCUCAGUUCAGGUGUUUGCAUAUGCCUGUAUACUUCUGACUCAAACCUAGGCUUUUAUAAUCUUGGAUCAAAAGUGGCAUAUACCCCUCAUCUUCAUUGGCAUAAACUGUUUUCUAUUUUUUAAAACUUAGAUUUGACAAGUUUAUAAUCAUGUCAAGGUUUACUAGUCCUACACAAAGAAUAUUGAAGAGUUUCUUAGCAGGUGUAAUUUCCAAGCAUUUGUCCCAAAAAAUAGCCUGUAACACACAUUUUCUGAUUGCGUAUAUAAAGUGCAACUAGUGUGAAUAGUGAAAUUUGUUUUUACUUCUCUCUGAAUUGGUGUAAUUAGUGUUGAUGUUAAGGGGGCAUAAAAUGAAUUUUUGAGAUACUUAACUCUUAAAGUUGCCAUGCAGUAACAUGGCUGCAUGUACUGUAAUAAAACAGCAUGCAAGUCUAAAGUAUUUUUGGACUUUUCAAAGAGGGAUUUGUGUUCCUAACUCUGAAUUGCAAGAAACAAAUUAAGGAAAUUCUCAAUAUUAGAAUAUUUAUUUGAUUGAAGGUUAAGAAGAAAUCUUCAGGGUAUGUGAAUUACAGUGCAACAAUCGUAAGUUAUUUGCUAAUUUGAGGAACAGUAUAUUUGUAAUACUAGAACUACCAACCUUACCAAAGACCUUAGAGCUGUUAGACUUGUUAUGAUUGAAUUUUCAGAUAUUCUUUUGAUCAGAUUACUACCUGAAAUUGUAUUCCUCAACAAGUCGAAGUAGAACUCCCAAAGGUCAGAGUGUUUUAGACUGCUGAUUUCCCUGUAUAGCAGCAGGUACAUUGUUCCUCUGCACAGUGGGCUCAGCAGCCCCUGGCUUGGCUGCAAGGCAUUCCUCGUCAGCAGUUACCUGUUUAAAGCUGAUUACACUCCAGAAAGCGUUGAGAUUUCCUUCAUCUACUCUCUUCUCCUAGUGGUCAGUUACAACAGUCAUAUGUCCCAAUGGAAAGGCAGUUAUUCUGUUGUGAAUUUCUGCUGUGUGAGCCAGUCUUCAGUCUUGCAUUACUCUUUUUUUCUUAUCUUUUUGGCGUUUUAGGUGUUACUUAUUCUGUAUUUUCUUGUAACUUUAUUUUAGGAGCAUCCAGUUCUGCCAUGAAUGUCAGUCUGGAAGGCUUGGUUGCAACUGUGCCUUGGAGCACCUGUACGUGCCAUCUAGAAAUAUUUGGAUUCCAUGCUUUCUUGUCUCCAGUCUGAGAAGAUUAGCAUGUAAAAGGCGCAAUCCUCCCUAUCUGUGUUAGUAGGAAACUCAAAGCACAGUUGGUCUGAUGCAGCUUAAGUGGUGGUGACGAUUUCAGGAUUCAGAUGGCUGUGGUUUCAUUCCUGUUUGGAGCACCGCACUGGGGUCAGAAUACCUCAACACUAGCAAGAUCUGUGGGGUGUUAGAACUCUACACCUCAACGGAAUUUGUAAUGUUGGAGCCUAGAUUGCAUUAAGAUUUCAUCAGAGUACAGUGAACUUGCAUGGCACUGACAGCAUCAUUGAUCUAUUAGGGCUUGCUGCACCAUUAAAGCUUAAUGCAUUAGCAGAUAAUCUUGGAUCACAUCAGAGCUCUCCCAAUACAGGCACAUCUUGGAGCCCUAGAGCUCGCUCGUUGUUGCUAUUUCCAAUAUCGUCGGUCAGUGCUACAUGGUGGCGGCUCAAAACAGAGGCGUGGCAUAUUUCUGAUACUAGUCGGUAUCUUUGAGGGACUUGGAGCAUUGGCCUGUUUGUAUACAAAGCUCCUUAACAUAUCGAGAACCAAUGCUGUAGAGUAAUUUUUAUGAUGUACAGGUGCUUUGCCCAGCUAUGCCAUGAUGCACUAGGCUGAUGUGCUGUGAGUGAACUAGUGUUGAGGAAGUAAGUUUGGGGUGCGGGUGGCUUGGCACAUUACAGAGCCUUCUCUUUGGGAGAGUUCUUCAUGCUGGUGAUUUGAAUUGCUUUGCCUCAGAGCAUUUCGGACCACUUUUACCCAAUCCCACUUUCAGCAUGAUCAUUUGUUACGGUACACCAAAAUGUUGGUGGGACCUGGAUGGCUUAGUGUGAUGUGCAGUGGAUGGAUUGCAUACUUGGUGUCCCAGACACAUCAGUUUCUGUGCCUCUGUAGCCCACUUUCAGGGUUAGGAUUUCAUAGUUGAUUCCUUUUUUGAGCAUUACAUUUUAGAGCACUGCUGUUGUGUGUCAAUCAGAAAGGCAUUGCCUCUAGAUAUCUUGGAGCAUUGGACAUUAUACUCCUCAUUCAUGCUGUUGAGGAAGUCAGAUACCUAGACAUUGGUGUAUCAUGGAGCCAUUUCCAUUUAUAAGUAUUACUUGUUGGAGAGGUUUGCCCAUCUAUCUGUCAGAACGGGGUCCUUAGAGAAAAUAAUGUUUAUGCCUUUCCCUAAAGCACCUAGCCUGAAUUGUCCAGAGGCCUGGAAUACUGCAAUGCUGAGAGAAACGUAAGACAUGAUGAUCUAACGGAGAGUAUUUUCCAGAAGGUGGCAGUACCACCUUGUGCCGUAGUGAAACUUGAAUUCUGAUUUUUUUUCCAAUAGUAUUCUGGUGCUAGUCAUUGGAUGUACCACAAAACAUGAUAUCCAUGGGCCUGAAGUCCAAGGAAGAACAAAAUACAUAAUGCAUGUAGACAGAUGAUGAAACCUGAGCUGCUCUCUCUUAACUGUGUUCACCAGUGCAUUCAAAUUCCAUGAAGUCAAAUUUAGCAGUGCCCUGUGCUGUCCAGUUGAUAUCUACCUUUACAUAGCCCCCUGUUCUACUUAUAUUUGGGAUGCAUGUUAACUACCUGAGCCUACUGUAGUCUCUGGUCUGUUCUUUGGUAGCUUUGGGUCAUGUUUAUGAAUCUAGGGACAUUACUGAGCUCUAGAAUAUUGGCUUCUGUCUCAAACUUUCUUCUCCUAGAUGUAAUGUUGCCUCUUACUCAGCUGAUGUGUCUUCAGUUACUUUACUGACUUAAGGAAUAACCAUUCUGGCUACAUCAGAAAGGGAAGGGCUGGAUUAAGCUCUUAGCAUAUCCCUUCAAGUAUAUCCGUAGUUGGUCAUUUUCAUGGAUCAUGUGCAGCAUCCAAAGCAACUCCUUAUCACAUUUUGUUCACCAGUAAUAGUAAGGACCCAAGAUCUUACUUUCAGUUUUGCACAGGAGGUGGUAUUAGGUAUAUAUAUUGAUGCUAAACAGUCACACAUCUCUGAGAAGGUUUGGGAGAUCUGAUGGAAGUGAUCUAUAGCCCUUGCUUUCUGGGCACAGCUCCCAGUGCAAAAUGGUGAUUGUUUCUUGUCUUUGCUAUGAGGGACUACGCUGUGUGCUCUGAAGGUUGCAAAAAUAUUCCUUUGUCAAAUCAGUCUUCUCUUUUAGCAUAAACUGGGAGACAGAAGCUUUUGGGCAUCUGUAUCCUGAAAUUGUGUAGUGCAAAAGCAAAUCCUUGUCCGUGCUGUUGGUCCCCUAUUUAAUAUCUUCCUGAUAUUCUUAAAUGGGGGAAUAUCCCCAAAGUCUCCAUAAUCCUGACUGUACAAAACUGCCUUUUGCGGUUCUUGUUCUCUGUGAUCUUUGGUGAAUUGGCUUUCUACUUUAUAGAUCCACCCCCUCAGGUUCGUUGGUCUCUAGACGCAGGAACCCAGUCAACUUGAUAUACUGAGAGAAGGGAAAAUUACUUGCACGUAAUUCUGAUUCCCUGAAGAUCUGGUAUGACUGGAUUCCUUCUCACCUUCCCAAUUCUUAUGAGACAUGGAUGAAAUAUGGCUGCAUGAAUCCAUCCUAUCCAUUGCUAUUUAUAGCAAUGUUUAUGUUUUGGUUUUAAGAGUACUUUCUCACUGGCUUCCUAUAGAACCAGAUAAUGCAUUUCUUAGUGCACAGACUUUGGUUCAGAAGCCCAAAACUCUAGAAUGGGAAUCAAUUUCUAUGAUGCGUUCAGACAGUAAAAUCACGGCAUGUAAGUUCCUCACUAUUAGCCACCCAAGUAAAAUAGCUAGCCACCCCAUAGUCACAUGAUGCAGACCUGCAGGUUAGCCUUUCUUUGGUUUAAGCCUACAACUCUUUGCAAAGGAGUGAAUUGUGCAUUCCCUGUUAUCAGUGUUUGACACACCAGCAGCAUUUUUUUCAAAUAAAAGUGCAUUUACACUGCUGGUUCCUUUUCACAGUUGUCUUAUUAGAUAGUAUCAUGGUAUUCAUUUCUCUAAAAUAUAUGCAGUUAUAGAGUAUGAAAUUCCAGGCCUGAAUUUGGCCCACUUCUGCCAACCCCCACAGGAUUAACAUUUUGUUAUUUGGAUGAUACCUUAAAUGAGUGUGCUAUUAUAACGAUUUGAAAUUGUUAAAUAAAAUCCAGUAGCAUGAAAACAAUUGAACAGUAAAUAUAUCUUAUUUUGAGAUACAUGGGUCACUUUAGACUGUAGGUAACUUUGGGUCUAAACAAAUGUGUUCUGUUCAUUCUGAUUAUAGAAAACUGUUUUCAUUGGAAUUAUGAAAAUGAGUCUGGAAAAUUCCUUACACUAAAGGAAUAGAUUCCACAGCAUUAAGAUACCUUAGUUCUGGAUUUGCUAAUUAACAUUUCUCAUAGAUAAGGGAGAGGCCAUGCAACCAAAUUUGGCCUUAUUAUGUAUGCUAUGAACUGACUAAAUGCAUUAAAACUUGAGUAGAAAUCUUUAGAUAAACAUUAAUGCUUCCAAACUCUUUUUUUCUUUAUUUCAAUUUUUCUGGCAUUGCCCUUCCAAAAUUUGCACUACUUGAAGUGUCAGUCUGCAAACUUGAUUUUAGACAGGAUUCUUUUCCACUAUUUUUACCAAUAACUUAGAUGUUCCAUUACCUUUUUGUUGGCUUGUAGUGCUAGCUAGUGAAUAAAAGGAGACUUUUUUCUUUCACACCCAAAGUAGCCUGUCAUUCCACAUAGCCUCUCCACCCAUGCCUUUAUGUACUCAUACUUGCACUAUGUGCUUUCAUUCCCUGCUUUAUCACAAUUUCUCAUCCUUGCAACUAUAGGAUCUUUCUUAUGUGUGUUUUAGACCACUCUGAACUCCACUUCCAUUCCAGACUCACACGGGUUCUCACUGGCCACCUAAUCAUGACCUGUUUGUGUGGGAAAAACUUGAAUGUGGGAUUUUCCAUUAUGGAUCAGCCAUCAGGUUAAUCAAAUCCAGUAUUUUGCCACUGGCAAUACGCACUACCUGAUCCUUCAAAGGAAAAUGGAAACCACUAAAAACACUGUAGAGUCUGAUCCAAAGCCAUUGCUGUCAGUGGGCUUAUGGAUCUGACCUUCAGAAAACUGUGUAAUACUUUGUCAUAGCUGAAUUUUCCCCUGUUCUGUCACAAUCAUUUUACUAUGCCUUCAAGUGUGAGUUAAGUUGAUCUGCUUUAACAGCCUUCCAAGAAAAAUAAAAUUGCAUGUUACCUUGUCUGUCUAAAGCAUCCAGUUUGUCAAAGGAGAGUAAAAGCAGUCCAGAGAAUAGUCUGUAUUUUCCCUUGGAUACAUCUGCAUAACUCUCAUGGCAUGCAGAUUCACUGAGACCGAUACCAAGGACAGAACACUUAAAUGGAGGAGUAAAGCUACUGUGGACACUUCUAGCUUUAGAGACUAAAAUAGAGUAUUUUACAUGCACCUGAACAGGGAAGUGGCAUGUUGGUAAUAUGUACAAAUAUGGCUAUUUGGUUGUGAGCAUAUGCAUACAUCAACUUAAAAACAAAAACCUGGCUUCAGCUUCUGAAAGAAUAUUGACACAUGUAAUUUGCAUACGUUGCACUUUCUUUCAUUAAUAUAAAAGAGACCUAAUAAAUUCAGGGCAUGAGUCCCUUUCCUUGUACACAGCACAAUAUUAGCACAAUGACCGCUAAAAAAUUAGAUAGUUUAAGCUUAACAAAGAGUUGCCUUGCAUUUAUCGACAUCACUAUAGUAAAAGUUUACAUUAAGCUCUCAUAAGAGGGGAGGCAUAUUUGUUUAUACUAUGAAGCAUCCAUUUCUAUGUAUACACUUGUAAAUACUUACUUAAGCUAUUACUUGACCUGA
Messenger RNA from Pelodiscus sinensis (Chinese soft-shelled turtle), 9155 nucleotides. Lineage: Eukaryota; Metazoa; Chordata; Testudines; Trionychidae. The record is from RefSeq and is a predicted model, not a curated record.